This is a messenger RNA of Populus nigra (black poplar), 856 nucleotides long. Its product is annotated as ubiquitin-conjugating enzyme E2 28. Gene Ontology annotation, molecular function: ubiquitin conjugating enzyme activity. Lineage: Eukaryota; Viridiplantae; Streptophyta; Magnoliopsida; Malpighiales; Salicaceae. The record is from RefSeq and is a predicted model, not a curated record. Gene Ontology annotation, cellular component: nucleus. The coding region runs from base 221 to 667 and encodes 148 amino acids. The transcript is spliced from 5 exons. Gene Ontology annotation, biological process: protein polyubiquitination.
UAUUUCAGCACCGCCAAACAGACCCUAACACAAUAAAAGGAGAUUCCGGAAAAAACCAAAAGCAGACCCUCCUCCUCCUCCUCCGCGGCUACCUCUUUUAUCUGUCAGAUAACAGGGAGUGGGAAAUCAGCGGUUGUGUUGGUCCACUGUCGACUUAUUUCCAGAUCGCAGAUUUCCCCUUCCACCACUCAUCUUCAGGUGAAGAGGAGAGGUAAAAAUAAUGGCUGCAAAGCGUAUCUUGAAGGAACUCAAGGAUUUACAGAAGGAUCCACCUACUUCUUGCAGUGCAGGUCCUGUAGCUGAAGAUAUGUUUCACUGGCAAGCAACAAUAAUGGGACCUGCUGAUAGUCCAUAUGCAGGUGGGGUGUUUCUAGUAACCAUCCAUUUCCCUCCUGAUUAUCCUUUCAAACCUCCAAAGGUUGCGUUUAGGACCAAGGUCUUUCAUCCCAACAUUAAUAGUAAUGGAAGCAUUUGUCUUGAUAUCCUCAAAGAGCAGUGGAGUCCUGCUCUUACCAUUUCUAAGGUACUGCUCUCCAUUUGCUCAUUGCUGACUGAUCCAAAUCCUGAUGACCCUCUUGUACCAGAGAUUGCCCAUAUGUACAAGACUGACCGAGCCAAAUAUGAAGCCACUGCUCGCAGUUGGACACAGAAGUAUGCCAUGGGCUGACGUUAUGGAAACAUUGUAUAAAUGGCUUGCGUUUAUUGUUAUGUGUUGAAACAUGGUCUGUUUACUCUUUUGGGGUUGGUUUUGUGAGGGUUUGAAUUUCAUAAGAAUGAAUGAUAUUUCGUGCAGCUCCAAACUAUGAUUUGGGGGUUGCAUGGAAAUAAUAUAUGGAAAGUAUGUCGUUUUAAUCUA